AUGUGCUACUACAACAACUACUAUGGCAGCCUGGGCUGUGGCUAUGCUGGUCUGGGCUAUGGCUAUGGUGGCCUGGGCUAUGGCUGCGGCUAUGGCUGGGGCAGAUACAGAUAUGGCUGUUGUCGCCCAUCUUAUUGGUCAUAUGGAUUCUACUGA
This is a messenger RNA of Ictidomys tridecemlineatus (thirteen-lined ground squirrel), 156 nucleotides long. Lineage: Eukaryota; Metazoa; Chordata; Mammalia; Rodentia; Sciuridae. The record is from RefSeq and is a predicted model, not a curated record.